This is a messenger RNA of Ostreococcus lucimarinus CCE9901, 2127 nucleotides long. RefSeq lists its product with no specific name. NCBI's taxonomy places the organism in Eukaryota, Viridiplantae, Chlorophyta, Mamiellophyceae, Mamiellales, Bathycoccaceae. The transcript has a single exon. The coding region runs from base 1 to 2127 and encodes 708 amino acids. Gene Ontology annotation, cellular component: cytoskeleton. The record is from RefSeq and is a predicted model, not a curated record.
AUGAGGACGCUAGAGGAGGCGAGACGGCACGAGGCCGAGCGGUUGGCGCCGAUGGUGGUGAGCGCGCGGGAGGAGUGCGAGAUGUUGCGCGAGGAAAUCGAGGGAUGCGGGAAGCGCGCCGAGGCGCUGACGGGGAGCAGAGACGAGCGCGAACGACGCGCGUGCGAGGUCGAACGCGCGUGCGCGAGCGUGCGAGAGGCACUGAAAAUCGAGCGAGAGAGAUUAAAGUGUGAGAAAGCGGUGUUGGGGAAAAUACGAGCUGAAAAAGACGCACUGUUUGAGACGUUGACGCGCGCUCGAGCCGACGCGGCGACGCUCGAAACCCGCGCGGAGACGCUUCGAUGCGCAGAAACCGAUGCAGAGACGUCGGUGCGACGCAACGAGCAAGAAUUGAGCGAACACGUGAGUAAGAACGCGAAGUUUGACGAGCAGCUGUCGACCGCGGAGAGAGGUUUAAACGAUCUCAAGGCGCUCUUGGAGCGGGAAUCGUUGGCGCGAGACGAAAUCGCCGCCGAGGGCGUGCGCCGCGAGCUCGAUCGACGCGCGUGUCAGAAGUCUUUGACUCGAGCCAAGCAGACGUCGCUUCGUGAGACGCGUGCAAACGCACAUCUUACGUAUCUCGUGAACGAAAUGUUGACGAACGCACGCUCGAUUGCCGACAUUGUCGAGGACGUCGAAGGGACAAAGGCUGCGCUCGAACGUGAGCUCGCCACGGCGGUUCGCGACACCAAGCGUACCAUAGAAGAGCAAAACGCGCUCAGACUCGACGUGAACGAGCGUAGGGAAGAGUGCAAGGUAGAAAUCACCAAAGGAGAUUUGCUUGCGCACACCGUGACAGUCACCGUGCGCCAAGAAAUAGCAGAUUUAGAAGAUGAGGUAAAAUGUCUUCGUCGCGAGGAGGCGGCGAGAAAUCGAAUACAAAAGUACGUCGCCGACAGGGUCUCGCGCGCGAUGAAGCGUCACCAAGGCGUGCAGCAAAACAUAGCACAACUAAAAUCGCUAUUGCGUAUCCGCGAUGCGGAGAUGAUGGAUGUGAAGUCAAAUAUCGACGACGCGCGAGAGCGCCGCUCGCACUUUGAACGCCUGCGAGAAUUGACGACGACGCAACGCGACGCGUUCGCGACGAUCGUGAGAAAAUCUGGCGUCAUCGCCGGAGCUACUCGAGAAAAGAAUGAAUGUUUACAUUUGAAAACGUUCGAGCUCGAGCGUCAAGCGCAAGAGAAAGAUUGGGAAGUUUCCGCGGCGCGCGGAGAGACAGAUGCGAAGAAGCGCGAGAGGGAUGCGCGCCGAAAUCAAAACGACGCCGUCUCGCACGUCAUCUUGCGCGCCAGAGCGGACAUGGAGGUGAGUGAAACCGAACUCGGAAAACUACAAAACGAGCUCAAGGCCGGGAAGUGCGAUCAAGAGCUUUUAUUCGAGCAAUCAAAGGCGCUUGUGAAAUCACGUCAGGCAGUCGCCAUGGAGUUGCUCGACCGAAACGACGAGUUGUGUCAACUGUGCGAUCGUAUCGCCACGUCCGAAGACGUCAGCCGGCAGUGCGAAGAAGAGCUCGCGCUGCGUGUACAUGAAUAUGAAACACUACGCCGUCAAGUACACGACCUAGAGCGUUCCCUGAUCGUCGCGCGGCGAAACGUCGCCGCCAUACCGCGCUACCAAGCCGAGAUUUCGAGCAAGCGCUCGACGCUAUACGAGAUGCGCGUCUCGGCGGAGAAUCUGAGUCAGCGAUUGGAAGAUCCGAACGAGCACACGCGGUGGCGAUUAAUUCAUGGUCCGAAGGGUGAGCAAGAAAACGACGUUGACGUGGACGUUUUCAACGAUAAGCUUGCGAGCGUGGGAUCGAGAAUUCAAGAUCAAGAGCGCGAGCUCGCGAGGCGUCGACUGAGAUGUCAAGACAUCGAUCGAGAGAUUGAACGUUUGCGAGCGGUCAUCGCCGAAAAUGCAGACGAAGCGAUCGAAACUGCGUCGUCGCUCAAUCGAGCGAAAUCCAAGCUCUCGGCCGUCGAGCGAGCGCUCCUCGCCGCGGUGUCCGAACUCACCAUGUAUCGAGCGCUCACCGCCGCGCUCGCCGACGCAAAAUCGCGAAACAUCGCCGAGAUCGAUGCCUUACGCUUGAGUUUAGAGACGUAA